UAGUGCUUACAGAAAACUACUGAAGAUGGGAGGUGCAGUGAGUGCAGGAGAAGAUAAUGAUGAAUUAAUUGAUAACCUGAAGGAGGCUCAAUACAUCCGGACGGAGCUGGUAGAACAGGCCUUCCGAGCCAUUGAUCGAGCAGAUUACUACCUGGAAGAAUUCAAAGACAAUGCUUACAAGGACUUGGCAUGGAAACAUGGAAAUAUUCAUCUCUCAGCACCAUGCAUUUACUCUGAGGUGAUGGAAGCUUUGGAUCUGCAACCAGGGCUGUCAUUUUUGAAUCUGGGCAGUGGCACUGGUUAUCUGAGUUCUAUGGUUGGACUCAUCUUGGGUCCUUUUGGUGUUAACCACGGGGUGGAGCUUCAUUCCGAUGUCAUCGAAUAUGCAAAGCAGAAAUUGGACUUCUUCAUUAAAACAAGUGACAGCUUUGACAAAUUUGAGUUUUGUGAGCCAUCAUUUGUGACUGGCAACUGUCUGGAGAUUUCUCCAGACUGUACUCAGUAUGACCGGGUUUACUGUGGGGCUGGAGUGCAGAAGGAACAUGAAGACUACAUGAAGAACCUGUUGAAAGUUGGAGGAAUUCUUGUCAUGCCUCUAGAAGAGAAGUUGACCAAGAUAACUCGUACUGGUCCUUCUGCCUGGGAGACCAAGAAGAUUCUUGCUGUUUCCUUUGCUCCUUUGAUUCAGCCCAACCAAGCAGACUCAGGAAAAUCAAGGCUGGUUCACUUGCCCCCGGUGGCCGUUCGCAGCCUGCAGGACCUGGCUCGCAUCGCCAUCCGAGGAACCAUCAAAAAGAUUAUCCAUCAGGAAACAAUGAGCAGAAGUGGGAACGGGCUGAAGAACCCCCCCAAAUUCAAACGGAGACGCGUGCGUCGCCGCCGCAUGGAGACGAUUGUGUUCUUGGACAAAGAGGUCUUUGCCAGUCGGAUCUCCAACCCCUCUGAUGAUAACAACAACAGUGAGGACAUGGAAGAUGAGAGAGAAGAAGAGGAAGAAGCUAAACCCUCUGAACUAAAGCCAGAUCCCCCUGUAAACUUUUUGAGAGAAAAGGUCUUGAGUCUGCCUUUGCCUGAUCCCUUGAAAUAUUACCUGCUUUAUUACAGGGAAAAGUAA
This is a messenger RNA of Chaetura pelagica (chimney swift), 1114 nucleotides long. It is a transcript of the gene PCMTD2, whose product is annotated as protein-L-isoaspartate (D-aspartate) O-methyltransferase domain containing 2. Gene Ontology annotation, molecular function: protein-L-isoaspartate (D-aspartate) O-methyltransferase activity. Bases 26 to 1114 code for a protein of 362 amino acids. Gene Ontology annotation, cellular component: cytoplasm. The record is from RefSeq and is a predicted model, not a curated record. Lineage: Eukaryota; Metazoa; Chordata; Aves; Apodiformes; Apodidae. Gene Ontology annotation, biological process: protein modification process. The transcript is spliced from 5 exons.